Molecule: messenger RNA, 1463 nt
Organism: Ipomoea triloba (trilobed morning glory)
Lineage: Eukaryota; Viridiplantae; Streptophyta; Magnoliopsida; Solanales; Convolvulaceae
Product: protein DETOXIFICATION 27-like
Exons: 7
Coding region: 212-850 (212 amino acids)
Biological process (GO): transmembrane transport
Cellular component (GO): membrane
Molecular function (GO): xenobiotic transmembrane transporter activity; antiporter activity
Source: RefSeq, a predicted model, not a curated record
ACAUGUGGUUUUGAGUUGGGUUUUCAUUUAUAUAUUGGAGGUUGGAAUUGUUGGAACUGCUCUUAUUCUUGAUGUAUCUUGGUGGACUUCUGUUCUGGGACUCGUUGCUUAUAGUCUCUUUGGCGGAUGCCCUCAUUCUUGGACUGGUUUCUCCAAACAAGGCUUCUUCGGACUUUGGGAGUUCUUUAAGCUUUCUCUGGCUUCUGGAAUUAUGCUCUCGUUGGAAAAUUUCUACUUCAGAAUUUUAAUCAUAGUCUCAGGCUAUAUGAAGAAUACUGAGGUUGCCAUUGAUGCUCUCUCCCGUCUGUGUUACUAUCAUUGGUUGGAAUCCAUGAUUCCGUUGGGACUUUUUGCUGCAACAGGGGUACGCGUAGCAAAUGAACUUGGAGCGGGGAAUGGAAAAGGAGCAAAGCUUGCAACCAAAGUGUCAUUGUUGAACUCCAUAGUUAUCGGAAUUUUGUUUUGGUUGAUUAUUAUUCUGUUCCCUGGCAAGCUUGCUAUGAUCUUCACAUCUAACACCUCUGUCAUUCAAAUGGUUCGGGAACUUGCAUUUCUGUUAGGAACGACCAUUCUCAUCAACUGCAUUCAACCAAUUCUUUCAGGAGUAGCUGUUGGAUCUGGUUGGCAAGCACUGGUGGCAUAUGUAAACUUAGGAAGUUAUUAUCUCGUUGGAAUCCCUUUUGGGUUAAUCCUCGGAUGGUUUUUCCAUUUCGGAUUAAAGGGCAUCUGGAUUGGAAUGAUAUGUGGAACUGUGGUUCAAACCUUGAUUUUAACAAUCCUCACAUUGGAACAAGGGUGGGAGAGAGAUGGACUACUUACCCAGCAACCAGGACUUCAAACAAGAGUGUAACUCCAAUUGCCACUCCGGCUAGCUCUUUGUUCUGCAGAUGAUGGAUGAAGAUUCGGUAAGGUUAAGUUAAUGCUAAAGUUAAUCAACUGGAAUGGAGAAUUGAAGCUAGACAGGAUGUGUAUAUAUAUACAGCUCUGUCGUCUGAAGCAGCACCACAGAUAACGAACAUUAGAAUGAAAGUCAUGAGGAACUCCCAGGUUAUAGCCUCGAGAUCAGUGGUUGGAGUGUUGUACUGAGUAAGGGUUGGUUUAAUGUCGUUUUGGUGAUUGAAUAGCACCUUCAAGGUGAGGCAUGCAAGUGUUGAACCCACCAACUGACACACCACAUACAUAGGAACCUAGAAAUCGAACAGAUUAAUACAUUAAAAAGAUCGAAUAAUUCAGAUUCUGCAUUUUCAUUGGACCAGAAUCUUACUUGCACUAAGGGAAGCCUGCCAGAAGUGCCAAAAGCUAUGGUAACAGCAGGGUUGAAAUGUGCACCAGAAACAUGGCCAAGUGUAUAUAUGAGUGCCAUUAGAGGAAGACCCCAAGCUAAAGCUAUUCCCACUAUGGUGAGUUCCUUCUCCCUAUCAACAAGAGCAGAGCCACACCCCACAAAUAUGAAAAUGUAAGUG